This is a messenger RNA of Myotis lucifugus (little brown bat), 234 nucleotides long. Its product is annotated as keratin-associated protein 6-5-like. The transcript has a single exon. The record is from RefSeq and is a predicted model, not a curated record. Bases 1 to 234 code for a protein of 77 amino acids. Lineage: Eukaryota; Metazoa; Chordata; Mammalia; Chiroptera; Vespertilionidae.
AUGAGCUACUACGGCGGCUACUACGGAGGCCUGGGCUGUGGCUACGGCCUGGGAGGCCUGGGCUACGGCUGGGGCGGCCUGGGCUGUGGCUAUGGCUGUGGCUACGGUGGCUUUGGUGGCUAUGGUGGCUACGGUGGCUUUGGUGGCUACGGUGGCUACGGUGGCUACGGCGGCUACGGGUACAGCUGCUACCGGCCCUGCUGCUAUGGGAGGUACUGGUCCGGCUGCUACUGA